Molecule: messenger RNA, 6272 nt
Organism: Prinia subflava (tawny-flanked prinia)
Lineage: Eukaryota; Metazoa; Chordata; Aves; Passeriformes; Cisticolidae
Gene: LPIN1
Product: lipin 1
Exons: 21
Coding region: 107-2884 (925 amino acids)
Biological process (GO): positive regulation of transcription by RNA polymerase II; cellular response to insulin stimulus; fatty acid catabolic process
Cellular component (GO): mitochondrial outer membrane; nucleus
Molecular function (GO): transcription coactivator activity; phosphatidate phosphatase activity
Source: RefSeq, a predicted model, not a curated record
GCGGCCCCGCCCGGCGGCCCCAGCGGCCCCGCAGCGUCCCCGCGGCGCGCACAGAGGCGGCGGCGAGCGGAGCUGCGGGAGCCGGCCCGCGGCAGAGGUCCAAACCAUGAAUUACGUUGGCCAGUUAGCAGGGCAAGUGUUUGUAACAGUGAAGGAGCUCUACAAGGGUCUGAACCCGGCCACCCUGUCGGGAUGUAUCGAUAUCAUUGUUGUGCGGCAGCCGGAUGGGAACCUUCAGUGCUCCCCUUUCCACGUUCGCUUUGGGAAGAUGGGAGUGCUGCGUUCCAGGGAGAAAGUGGUUGACAUAGAAAUUAAUGGAGAGGCUGUAGAUUUGCACAUGAAACUAGGAGACAAUGGGGAGGCCUUUUUUGUGCAGGAGACAGAUAAUGAUCAGGAGGUAAUUCCUUAUCAUCUCUCCACAUCUCCCAUUCUGUCUGAAGGGACUGCCUUGAUGGAAUCCCAGCUGAAGAGGAAUUCCAUAGACAGGAUACGAAACGUGGACACCAAUGGAUCCUCACAAGUGCCACCCCAAACCCAUGGAUCCCAGCCUUCUACUGAAACAUCUCCAGUGUGUAGCUCUGUGAAAAAAAGGAGGAAGAAGAGGAGGAAGUCAACUCAUAAAAUAGACAGCUUAAAAAGAGAAGACACACAUGGAGACACAUCAGAAGAUGAAGAUAUGUUUCCCAUAGAGAUUAGCUCAGAGGAAGAAAAAGAGCCAGUGGACAAUUCAAGGAUCCCUGUUCCAGAUGUAUUUGUUGAUGAUGUAUCUGACAUAAAGGCUUCUGCAGUUUCUGUGCUUUCUCAGUCUGCACCUUACCCUCAUUCAGAUGGAGAAUGGUCACCUCUUCAAAGCCCAUCAGAUUCACGUCCUCCUACUCCUCAAAGUGACUCAGAAUUAGUCAGUAAACCUACGGAGAGAAGUGGACUGAAGGAUAAUCCCCACAUGCACUGGGCAUGGGGAGAGCUACCUCAGGCUGCAAAGGCCAGUUCUCUGCUCAAAGCGAAGGAGCCCAGCAUGGGAGAUGUAAAUCCUUCUGAAAGCACUCACUUUCGGGUCAUCCAAAGUUCUGCUGUAGAGGAGUUUAACACAGUGGCUCCUCUGCCUGCCCUUGGACAAGGAGAUGCAGCAACUGCUGAUGAGAGUGAGCCCUUACCAGCUGAGACAAAUAGGGCAGAGCCAGAGCUGCCAGGAGCAGCUGAACCCCCAUUGCCUGCAAAUGAAGAUAUAAAGCAAUCUGCAGCUUGCUCAGCUCAACCGACUGGCAAGACGGAUUCCCCUUCCAGAAAGAAAGACAAACGGAGCCGGCAUCUUGGUGCUGAUGGUGUCUAUUUAGAUGACCUCACUGACAUGGAUCCAGAAGUUGCUGCACUUUAUUUCCCCAUAAACGGGGACACCGCGCAGAGCAGGAGCGCGGCCGAGGCGCGGCCCGCCAGCCACUCCCCGCACUCUGCCGGCAGCUCGGGGGUGGACAGCGGCGCCGAGAGCACCUCGGACGGGGCCCGGGAUCUGCCCUCCAUCGCCAUUUCCCUCUGCGGAGGCCUGACUGAGAACAAAGAGAUAACCAAAGAAGAAUUCUUAGAACAUGCAGUAACAUAUCAGCAGUUUGUGGACAAUCCUGCUAUCAUUGAUGACCCUAACCUUGUGGUUAAGAUUGGAAAUAAGUACUACAACUGGACAACAGCUGGUCCCCUUCUGCUGGCAAUGCAGGCGUUCCAGAAACCUUUGCCAAAGUAUUCAUGCUUGAGUUACUUCAGAGCAGCUCUGGAUACCAUUAGAUUUUGCUUUAGUAGAAUUUAUGGUCCACAGACAGCAACUGUGGAAUCUAUAAUGAGGGACAAGAUGCCCAAGAAAGGUGGAAGAUGGUGGUUUUCGUGGCGAGGGAGGAACAGCACUAUCAAAGAGGAAACAAAGCCAGAGCAAGGUGAGAGUGGACUUACAGAAGACUCGUCACAGAUGAGCAGGGCAAACAGAAUAAAAGAUGAAUCUUCUUCAAGUGAUGAGGACCCUAGAGCUGCCAAACAAAACCUCGGGUCAUUACAAACCAACUCCAGUCAUCUCUCAUUAUUGUCUGGAAUCAGUUACAAAAAAUCACUUCGACUUACUUCUGACCAGCUUAAAAGCUUAAAGCUCAAGAAUGGCCCCAAUGAUGUGACCUUUAGUGUUACAACCCAGUACCAAGGCACUUGCCGCUGUGAAGGCACCAUUUACCUGUGGGAUUGGGAUGAUAAAGUUGUUAUUUCUGAUAUUGAUGGAACAAUCACACGGUCAGAUACUUUAGGUCAUAUUUUGCCAACUCUUGGCAAAGACUGGACACACCAAGGGAUUGCGAAGUUGUACCAUAAAGUGAGCCAAAAUGGAUAUAAAUUUUUAUACUGCUCAGCACGAGCUAUUGGAAUGGCAGGCAUGACCAGAGGAUACUUGCACUGGGUCAAUGAGAGAGGAACUGUGCUGCCUCAGGGGCCAGUUUUGCUGAGUCCAAGCAGUCUAUUCUCAGCUCUUCACAGGGAGGUCAUAGAAAAGAAGCCAGAAAAAUUUAAAGUUCAGUGUUUGACUGACAUCAAAAAUUUGUUUUAUCCUAACACAGAACCCUUUUAUGCUGCUUUUGGAAACAGACCUGCUGAUGUUUAUUCAUACAAACAAGUGGGAGUUUCUUUAAACAGGAUAUUUACAGUUAACCCCAAAGGAGAACUUAUACAAGAGCAUGCAAAGACAAACAUCUCAUCCUAUGUCAGACUCUGUGAAGUGGUAGAUCACAUUUUCCCUUUGCUGAAAAGAAGUCAUUCCUCAGACUUCCCUUGUUCUGACACCUACAGCCAGUUCACCUACUGGAGAGAACCCCUGCCACCGUUUGAGACUCAGGAUGUGCAUCCAGCCUCAUCUUAACCCCAUCUCCAAACUGUUGGUCUCACCUGAAAGAAUGGGUUGGCUUGUGUUGAAAGGACACCACUUAGCUUUUGAGUGUUGGCAGUUCAGCUGGAAUCUGUGGAAUUGUGAGAAUUGUAUUCUUCUGUUGUGAGCAAACUUAGGAAUGUUUUUUCAUAAUUAGACAGGUUUCAAUCAAGAGGAGUCUUGCUAGAAAUACGAAUUGCUUUUCUAGGUCCUCUCCCAGCUCCUCGAAUUUUGCCAUGCACUUUCAUUAUAUAAGGUCAGUUAGAAGUGCAGUGAUAUUGGAGCUGCAGUUAAACAUGCCAUUAGGUUUUACAGUGAUUCCACAUCUGUUCUGCAUCACUGAAGCCAUCUUCCAUCCUGUCAGAACCCUUGCCAGUAAGGGAGCUGAAGGUGCUCACCAUUCCUGACAUUAUCUGGUGACACUGACAUGGAUUGCAAUCUAUAUAUCAAAAUUCUUCUCUGUGAAGGAGGAAAUGACUCUUCCCCUCUCCCCUUGCUUGACCAACAACUGUUUGUUUAAGAGUUAAUUACUGGUCUAGAUCCUCAGCAGAUGUAAAUCAGUGUAGCUGUCAAAACCAAUUGAGCUGUGUUUGAUUUAUUCCAACCUGCUUUGACAUGGGACAUUUCUGAGGAAAUAAAUUAUGUGUAAUCUAAAUAGAAAGUAAAUGAAAUAGGAUGGCCAGAUUCUUCCAGUCUUUCUCAGUUUGAGAACCAUCAUGUUUCAAGAGUAGCUUUUUGGAGUGUGCAAGUGGAAGAUACAAGCCACUGUGGAUAGUGCCCACCUUACUGGAGUGGGUGAUUUUCACUAAACACAUCUUUCCUACACACAGCGUGCUGAGGUUAGAGAUUUGUUACUGAGCCAAAAAUAGUCAGGAUUUUAUCAAAAUGGAAUAGUUUUGUUUGAAAUAUUAUUUUGGUUAAAAUGUGAUUUUUGAUGCUGGUGAAUGAUGCAUCUCAGGUUUUUACUAUAUGGAUUUUUUUGCUUUGUUUUGUAUCAUAAAGAAUGGAUACUUUUAGUGCAAUUUACUCUCCUUUAAGGUAAUAAAAUCUCCUUCUUUUUCUUUUUUUUUCCUUAUUUAUCCAGACACAAGCUGUAGAUAUUGUUUUUGACAGCCUUAAGAUUGAACUGUGUGCACUAAAAGCAAUACUGUGGAUGAGCUGAUAACAUUUUCCAAGUGGUCUGCCUUUACACAAUGUGGUACUUAAAAAUAUGGACUCCAAGUGCCCACAUGCCAAAUGAUUUCAAAUGUGUUGUAGUUAGGAAAGAAACUUUAUUUUCCCUUUUGAAAUAUACUGAAAAGUCUAAUUGCUGUCUGAAAUGCUGAAAAUGGCAUCAUGGUUUUCUAUGUGCAUUGUAUUUCAGUAUGACUCCACUGGUGGUUCACGAGCUGUAGUCUCUGCCAGCUUGUGAUCUGAGGCUAUGGUGUGUGUUCUGCAGCUGCUUUGUAGUGUUUUCACUUAGGAGUUUAAUAACAGGAAGGCAGAGUGGUCCAGGAGAUAUUUUAAGAUGUGAUUAUGUUUGGUUAUCACCCAGAAAUUUGCAAAUGGCUACUCUAUAUCUCAUUUGUUCUGUAACAACAAAUUCUGUUUUUAUGUGUCAAGAGUGAUAGCAAUGUAGAUAGGAUGGUAACUCUGUAGGGGUUUUCUAAGUUUUACUACUGAAGAGUUUAUCUGGGAUGCUAUUGGGCCAAUUUGUGAUUUCUCUGUGCCUUCAAUAGUUAUGAGAACAAGUGCAAUGCUUUAUACAGCUGCAGUGGGCAGUGGAGAGCCCUCCCUAAGUCUUCCUUUCACAUGAACGUUGUUACUUCAGGCAAGGUAAACGGACAUUGUGGACAUACCAGGAUUAGACACAAAGAGGAAGAAAUGAGUGUUUGACAAGCCAGAACUGAUUGUGUUCUCUUGAAAGUUUAAAGAAAAUGCAAAUACCUUUUUACUUCAAGGUGUAAGAAAUAUGGGGUGAAUUUUCUGAAAGACAAUCAGUGGGGAUUGCAGAUUGCCAAACCGAGCUGGUUGCAUCUCCAAAUAUAGUCACACUUUCCAUUAAUUGUCUAUUAAUACUUGUCAUUAAUGAUUGAAUAAAUGGAUGAAUGUACUAGCUGCAUCCUAUUUAAAUUCAGUUUUGGUAAAGGCUUAUUUCAAGCCAUUUAUUAUGUAAAAUAUAUAAAAUAAACCAACCUUUCUCUUCAGCAAGAGGCUGUCAGUUUUGUGGUUUUUAUCCUUAACAAUAGUUAAAAUCUAUUUUCCGAAGAUACUACACACAGCAACUCCCACCAGAAAAGAUGGUCCCUGAAAGUUCUCCACAAUUAAAGCCUUUGAUAUAUUUAUUUAUAACAUAAUAAAUAGGCAAUCCAGAGUUGUUUGUUGCCUUUAGUAUUUAAAACCAAAUGAUAGUUUGAAUGAGGAACUGUUUUAAUUCAGUGAGCUUGUGGCCACAGUGCAGUGCUGGUACAGGUUUUACCUGGAGCUGCUGCAGAAUUUGUCCCAGAGCUUUUCAAGAUUUGGGUAAAAAGGGUUAUGGCUGACUUGCUCUAGUGUUGGUAACCACCUGCCUCAAGGCUGAAGUUGGGCUGCAUGACCUCCAGGGGUCCCUUCUGACCAACUUUUCUGUGAUUCUGUGACGUUCAGCACUUCACUUCUGGCUUGCUGCAUCCCCCUUUGUAUCCAAAAUUGAAAUAUAGCCGAACAGUGUCAGGAAUGUGUGUUGCUGUAACUUUUAUCAAAUUUACUGACAAAAAAGACACAUGAAAAUCAAGGCUUUGACGUGCUAGAAACAUCACCAUACUUUCCCAGAAAGUAUAAGACAUUUUGAUUUGGUAGCUGUAUAAUUUAGCAUAAUAUUUAAACUGUUUUGUUAAUUCAUAUAGAAGAAAAAGGUAUGGUUUAAAAUUUGCUACUCUUUCUGUGAAAGAAAAAAAUCAACCUUGCUUGUGGUGUAAUGCUGGUUUUUGUUACAGAAAGAAUAUGUUGACAUAAGUAUGCAGACACAUUAAAUCACAGUAAAUUCUAUUCAUUAAAUACACAAAAACUAGAAUAUGCAGCAGUGAGGAGUGACUAAUGUUUAUUUUCUUGAUGCAGAUGACCACACCACUCUGUCAUGGGGGGGGGAAAGAAAGUUGUACUUGUGACAUUAGUUAUGCUGAAGAUAAAAUGUUACUGCUGUAAUUUGGGGAAGGAGGAGAAAGAGCUACUGGGUAUUUUUUAUUUGUAGAUAUGGUUUGUUAUUAUUUGAAAGUCUAUUUAUAUACAGUGUUUACUCUGUAUAUGUAUGUGCUACUGCAGUGAUGAAAAUAGUUUUAACACUUCAUUUUGAUCUACUGAAUGCAACAAGGGUAGAAAUAUAUAUUGUAAUAAACGCAAAAAUAAAUUUUUCCUGACUUUUCUA